Molecule: messenger RNA, 1204 nt
Organism: Magnolia sinica
Lineage: Eukaryota; Viridiplantae; Streptophyta; Magnoliopsida; Magnoliales; Magnoliaceae
Exons: 2
Coding region: 20-1204 (394 amino acids)
Source: RefSeq, a predicted model, not a curated record
GGAAUCAAGUUGUUUUGAGAUGGCUUUACUUUUAUCAUGUUGGCUUGCCAUUGAAAUCAUUCUCAUCCCACAUGGAUUUGAGAAAUGGUAUCGCCUCAGCUUCUUCAUCCAUCCAGUCCUGCUUGUUUUGUGCCAGAUUUUCUUAUGGGCCCAAUUUCUAGCAAGUGGGAUAUUGAUUUUAAUCAUCCAUCCUCUUAAACGCAUUUGGUAUGCGUUUUUAUGGGUCUUUAGACUUCUAAGAAAUCGAGUAAUGUCCAUGAAUUUCCAAUGCGGACCAGAUGAUUAUGGAGUUACACAGGGUAGUGGAACGUAUGAAGCAUUCGGUGUUAAUGGCCCAAUUCAAAGUAUAGUGUUAUAUCAUUCUUACAGAGAUGCGCAGAUCAUAGAUGGAUCAAAAGGAGUAUUAGGAGAUAAUAGAGACCUGUCUGAAGAGGAGGAAGACAACGAGGAAGAAUCAGAUGUUCAAGUGUAUGGGGAUUCAGAAGCGGACGAGUCGUCUUCCCUUAAUUGUAGCUCUGAGUCGGUUUCCCUUAUGUGUAGCUCUGAAUCGUCCAUCGCUGAAAGGGUAGGGGAGAACACAAGUGAAGAAGAAGAUGUGACGGCUUCCCUUAUGUGUAGCUCUGAAUUGUCCAUCGCAGAAGGGGUAGUGGAGAACAGAUGUGAAGAAGAAGAUGUACAAAUCGAUGAGUUUUACAACAAGUACACUGAAAGAAUGAAAUGGUUUGACCUACUCAAUUACGAGCGAACAUGCGGAAUAAACGCUGAUGCAGGUGCAAUCUUGAACAAGAAAAUGGGGAAUUCGAGCUUAUUAGAGAGCAAUAUUGAGCCUGUGAAUUUCUCUCUCCCUUAUAUAAACUGUAGCAAGGAGACUAGAAGAAAGCUUAUAAGGAGCUUGGAGAGUGAUUUUGAAUUGGUGUAUGUGGGCCAGACAUGCUUAUGUUGGGAAGCCCUUCAUCAUCAAUAUAGGAAAGUUGAGGCACUUGCGGACACUUCUACUUGUAUAAGAAGUGCAUUCUAUGAGAAAGUGGCAGGGAAAUUCCAACAAUUUCAGGUCUUGUUGGAGAGGUUUAUGGAGAAUGAGAGGAUUGGAGGUCAAAGGUUUUGGAAUUAUGUCCAAAGCAGACUGCCACUCAAAUAUCUACUACAAGUUCCUGAGAUUCCAGGUAUUGAACUUCCCCUACAAAAGAAAUGCAAUGGCCACUAG